CAUUUUAAGAUUUUAACUAUGCGGAGGACCAAGAACAAUUCGGUGGAGAAUGUCAAGAAAUCUUGUUUGUGACCAUUCCUGGCUUUGGAUCUAAAUCUUUUGUUAAAACCAGAUAAUUCCAGAAUUUCAUUUAUGGAAAAUGCAUAAAGGAUCAAUAGGGUCCAAGGAAGCUCCGACAACAUUGUAAACAGAACAAAGAACCCCAAGAAGAAAGAUACUAAACUAAAAAUCAAAAUUGAUGAAGAGAGUUCUACCAUUGUACCAUCGGAUUCAUCUACUCAGAGUAACAAUGCUGAAGCUAAAUACCAAAGUUCAGUUCUUGUUACAGCCUCAGGUUUAGAAAGAGAAGAAGAAGGGAUUGGUGCUAGAAUACUUGUGGAUGAUAUAGAGAAAGAGGAAAACAUGGAAAGGAGGGAUUCGAGCUCAACCAGUACAGAAGACGGGGAGGAUAAAAAUAUCAGGCGAGAGAGAUCUCCUGGGAAGCGGAGUACAAAGUUAACCCGAAGAAUGGAAGCAGUCCGGAGUAUACAAGAAGGGUCUAAAACUCCGUCAAGACAACAAGACAGGUCUGGAAGUCCCAGACGGUUGAGGGCAGGAAGUUCUGGAAGUUUCAGAGCUGGAAGUCCAAUGAGAUUGCGAGCUGGAAGUAGUGGAGAUGAAGGGAGUGGAAGAAUGAUGAAUCCAAGAAAAACUUCUUCUGUUUCAAGACGUCCGGGUCCAUCAGUUUCAAGGGCUGGUUCAAUCUACAGACAAAGGGGGCAACCUGAGUGGUCUACAAGAACCGAGAGUGAGGAUGAGAGUGGGAGCUCUGCAACUGUCUCAAGGAGAUGUUCUGAUAGUGAUAGUGGAGUUAAUCUUUCUCCUGUUACAAACUAUAAAGGAGGUAUUUUACCUAUUCGGACCCAACCCUCACCCCGUCCAGAUCAUCAGGUUUCUAAUCAACCUGGACCUUGUCAAGAUAAACCUGGACCUGGUUCAGAUAAACCUGGACCUGGUUCAGAUAAACCUGGACCUGGUUCAGAUAAAGUUGGACCAUGUAAACCUGAUAGAGCUACUUCAAACCCAAGAUGUACAGAAUCUGGUUCAUUCACCUACUCCUCCUCAGUUCCUAUGGCAGGUUUACCACUGGCAGGAGCAGUUUUUGGUCUCUGCCUAGGUGGCCCAGUUGGUUUAGUUGCUGGGAUAAAGCUGGGGGGUGUUGUUGCUGUUGGAGGAUCGAUACUAGGAUAUACAGGAGCAAAGGUUAUUAGUGAACAAAGAGAGCUAAGGACUUAUAUGGACGAUCAUUACAAGAAUUAUCCGGAAAUAUUUGUAUCAACACCCAGAGCUGAAGCCCAGAGAAGAAGGCGUGGAUCUGUAUACACUCCUCCAGAUACACCAAGAUUCCCCACCAGCCCUGUACGAGGGAGGGGGGAUAUUAGACAGGCUCCAGGCCUGGGGAAACCUCCUAAUUCCCCUACUCCUCUUCGUAGAACUAAUUCUGUCAGAGUUCCAAGUCAAAAAUCAGUCUUGGUCAGGCAAGCAACAGUAAGUCAAUGCAGUGAAUUCAAAUAUGGAAAGAAAGACAGACAUCUCCCUUCACCAAGACAAUUCCGGAGAUUUCAGGAUCAAACUGUACUAGAGAGAGAGAGUUUAGCAAGUCUUCUAGAUAAAGGCAGGGAACGGAGAGACAACCUAGACCUACCGAGGGAUAGUUCCAGUCCGGAAAUGGAAUGUGUAGAAUUCCACUCAAACAGUAAGAAGAAACGAAGAAAAGAUUUUGGUAUGAGAACGUGCUCUCUUCCAGACGUUUUAGAAGAAGAUUCUUUGUCAAAUAAAUCUUAGAAGAUUUUGUGUUAAAAAAAACUUUUUUUUAAAAAUCCGAUAAUAGAACGGAUAUCACCUGACAAAGGGGAUUGAGCCUUAGCCCCAUACUCCAAUUUUCUAAUCCCUAUAUCUUUGCAACCUGAUAGUAUAAACCUUUGAUAUUUCAAACUUAGGUUAUCUGAUC
Messenger RNA from Eurytemora carolleeae, 1990 nucleotides. RefSeq lists its product as uncharacterized. NCBI's taxonomy places the organism in Eukaryota, Metazoa, Arthropoda, Copepoda, Calanoida, Temoridae. Bases 403 to 1824 code for a protein of 473 amino acids. The record is from RefSeq and is a predicted model, not a curated record. The transcript is spliced from 22 exons.